This is a messenger RNA of Camelina sativa (false flax), 1284 nucleotides long. The record is from RefSeq and is a predicted model, not a curated record. Lineage: Eukaryota; Viridiplantae; Streptophyta; Magnoliopsida; Brassicales; Brassicaceae.
CCACCUCCUCCUCCGUCUCUUAAACCGCCUUCUUCCGGUUCUACUACUAAACCGUCUACUAAUCAUCCUGGUAAACCGGGUUUCACUCGCUCUUUCGGCGUUUAUUUCCCACGCGCUUCCGCUCAAGUCCACGCUGCUGCUGCUGCUGCUUCACAAAACGGCGUCGUCUCUGAGCUUCGUCGUCAGGUCGAGGAGCUUCGUGAGAGAGAAGCUCUGUUGAAAACAGAGGUCCUCGAGCUUAAGCUUCUCAGAGAGUCCGUUUCAGUCAUCCCGUUGCUCGAGUCGCAGAUCGCCGAGAAAAGCGGCGAAGUCGAGAGUUUGAGGAAAGAGACGGCGAGGUUAGCGGAUGAGAACGAGACAUUACGGCGAGAGUUUGACAGGAGCGAGGAGAUGCGGAGAGAGAGCGAGAGGAGAGAGAAGGAAACAGAGGCGGAGAUAGUUGAGCUUCGGAAACUUGUUGUUUCGUCGGAGAGUGACGACCACGCGCUCUCGAAUUCGCAGAGGUUUCAGGGUUUAAUGGAUGUGUCGGCGAAGUCGAAUCUCAUCAGAAGUUUAAAACGGCUCGGGUCGUUGAGGAACAUACCCGACCCGAUUCAGAACCAAGAGAACAGCAAAAGCGUUUCUUCAUCCGGCGACGCCGACGGCGACAUUUAUCGGAAAGACGAGAUCGAGAAUUAUCCUCGGAGCUGUAACUCGGACGAGUUCACCGAGUCGUCGUCACUCUCAACAGUCAGAUCUAGGGUUCCGAGAGUCCCUAAACCACCGCCGAAACGGUCAUUUUCUUCAUUAGGUGAUUCGACGGAGAACAGAGCAGAUCCUCCACCGCCGCCGCAGAAAUCUAUUCCGCCUCCUCCUCCUCCGCCUCCACCGCCGCUUCUUCAACAACCACCACCACCUCCGUCUGUUUCCAAAGGUCCUCCUCCGCCUCCUCCACCGCCGCCGCCGAAGAGUUUAGGCAUUGCGUCGGCGAAAGUGAGAAGAGUACCAGAAGUCGUGGAGUUUUACCACUCGCUGAUGAGAAGAGACUCAACAAACUCGAGAAGAGAUUCCACCGGUGGUGGCACCGCCGCAGAGGCGAUACUCGCUAACUCCAAUGCUAGAGACAUGAUCGGAGAAAUAGAAAACCGAUCGGUUUAUCUUCUCGCGAUAAAAACCGACGUGGAAACGCAAGGAGAUUUCAUAAGGUUCUUGAUCAAAGAAGUAGAAAACGCUGCGUUUUCAGAUAUCGAAGACGUUGUUCCUUUCGUCAAAUGGCUCGACGACGAACUCUCUUACUUGGUAUGA